Molecule: messenger RNA, 1694 nt
Organism: Alligator mississippiensis (American alligator)
Lineage: Eukaryota; Metazoa; Chordata; Crocodylia; Alligatoridae
Product: neuritin-like
Exons: 3
Coding region: 99-560 (153 amino acids)
Biological process (GO): nervous system development; neuron projection extension
Cellular component (GO): plasma membrane
Source: RefSeq, a predicted model, not a curated record
GCCCCGCCCGGGAAAGGUGCGGGCUGGAGCGCGCGGGAGCGCCGGCACCGUCGGGUCGGGACUGGACGGCACGGCACGGCACGGCACCGCUUGGCGGGAUGCGCCGCCCCGGGCUGCUGCCGCUGAGGGGCGCGGCCAUGGGCCGGGGGGCGGGCGCGGCGAUGCUGCUCCUGGCGCUGGGGUACCUGGCCCGGCCACUGGCUUCGGAAAGGACGUGUGAAAACAUCUACCGAGGCUUCUCGGACUGCAUCUUAAAGCUGGGGGAACGCAUGGCUGCCUACAGCGACCGGGACGGGGACCGGGACGAGGGGCAGGGGCUGCACACUGUCUGUGGGUACUGGGAGGAAUUUCACACGUGUGCUAUGACAGCCCUCUGGGAUUGCCAGAAGGAGGCAGCCUCUAUCUGGGAGAUGUUGAAAAAAGAGUCUAGAAAAAUCAAAUUCCAAGGCAGCUUAUUUGAUCUCUGCAGCCCCAGUGGCUCCAGGAGCUUCAGCUUGACAAACAUUUCCAAUUUGUCUGUCUUAAGCAUCUCUCUGAUGGUCAUUUGGCUUAAUUUAUAAACGGAGUGGCUCUGUAAGUACCAGCACUGAGAGGGAUCAUCACUGUGUGUUGUAAGUGUCUCACAGAUCAUAAGUGUAAUACUUCCAAACCUUAGAGAAAUAUUGUGUACGGUACCUGGUGGCCACUUGGUUUUCUUAUCCCAUGUGUGAGCCUCAGAAGAUCUUGGCUGCAUCCCCUCAGUUUUACUAUCUCUGUGUAACUUAAGUGAAUCAAAAACACUUUGCUCUGACUAGUUUUCAUCCACCCGAAGGUGCACGUGCGUCUUAGCUGAUAAGAUGAGAACUCUGGGCCUGCAGACUGGAGGCCAAAAGAUUGGGGGAGAAGUGGAUUAACCCUGGAUUCUUCUACAGUAGUCUUUCCGUGCAUUUUCUGGAAGUAAAUCUAUCUGUUCUGCCAGACCAUGCCUUUGAUGAUGAUGGGUGGGAGAAAGCAAAUCUGAGGUGCAAAGGAAAUAUCUGACCCUGAUACAGGUAGGAAGGACUCCUGGUCAUUUUCAGUGGUGGACUCUGCUGUUCUGGGGCUGGUGAAAGCUGCUCUGUGGAAUAAUCACAGGUAGGGGUCUGUUUCUGUGGGGUGGGCUGGCUUAGUGCAAAGUGAGAUUUCUAAUAUUCCUUUCGCUUUAAACAUUUCCUGAAAGAUUCCUGAGCAACAUCGAGGCAACAGCCUGUAAUUCAAGAAUAUUAAACAGCUUCUUCUUGUGUUGUGUACCUGUCAAGUUGACGUCAUUUGUCCUGGUCUUCUGACUGAUAGCACAGUCACUCUACAUCUCUUCCCGUAGCCCAGAGUUGUUCAUCCCACAGCUUCAGUGCUGCCAUAAAAUAUAAUGGUAAAAUGUCCUGGGAGACUUGCAAGUGACUUCAGAGAAUCAUAGAAAAGUAGAGUUGAAAGGGACGCUAGGAAGCCACCUAGUCCAGUCCCCAACUUCAGGAUAUAUUGAAAACUUCAGUGGUAUUUGUUAGUGACCUAACUGGUAGGGCUGUGCAAAAUAUCGCCACCAGUUUUGUUUUGAUGCUGUUUCAACCUGUUUCGAGGUUGAGACAGCAACAUUGAAAUGAAACAGAUAUGGUCAAAACAGCCUCAAAACAAAACGAGGUAAGUCGAAACAUUUCGCCGUUUUAUUGCCGUUUCAAUGU